AUGGCGAGAUGUUCGAAUGUAGAGUCCUUAAUUGAGAAGUUCGGUAUUCAGAUGGAGUCUCCGGACACGGAUUUCAGAUUCAUGGCUCUUAAUGACCUGAUUAUUGGCAUCCAAUCCGGGUCGCUAACUCAGAAAGUUUUGAGCUGCAGGCUAGUUCAAAAAACUCUUGAACUUCUCCAAGACACCCACGGAGAGGUGCAAAGCCUGGCAGUCAACGCCGUUUCGGCCUUAUUCCCGGUAGUGGUGGAAGCGCAGAGCAUCUCAAUUGUGGAGGGGGUAAUUGCUGGAAUGUAUCGUUCUGGUAACGAGCGCUGUAACAGCGUGUCCGUUCUGGCAUUAAAAUCGCUGGUCAAUGCAACUCCUCCGGAUAACGUCAAACUCCUAUCCGUUCUUGCCACUCACUCGAUUCCUUCUCUGGUCGAGGCGGUCUGUAACGAUAGCUGCUCUAUUCAGGUUGAAUGCUGUGAAAUCCUUGGACAUAUGGUUUCGAGGUUCGGUGAACAUCUAAUACCCUCCUACCCCAACAUUCAAAAGUGCAUGCUCCGAGCCUUGAAUAGUUCGCAACCGGCUCUGCGCAAACGAGCUGUUCAAAUGGUCACAAACUUCAUUUCCUUUGAAGAUACUUACGCAGCUCUACUUAACUUUGUGUCAGACCGAUUUGAGAAGGUGAUGUGUCAAGCCGAUAUUGGAGUACGGCUCGAUAUGCCGCAACCCCUAGAGCAACAGGAGGAACUGACUAUAUCGUACUUUAAAGUCGCACUUCAGUGUCUCGUUGCAUUAGCUGGUGCUGGGCAUUGUCAAGCUCUCACUGACGGUACAAGGUUAGGUCAGCUCUACUUUGUUGCCCGUUUGGAAUGCUUGGAGUACUUCAGAGGUUACCUCGUUUUUUCCGCUCUUCUGGGAACUACGACUUGUUUGAACAGUAGAACGAAAUUGGAAAUGCUUCCAUGGCACCUAGGUGGCGAGUUUUGGUCCGAUGAAGGUUUGAUCAUUGAGGCUGGAGCUACGUCAAUGGCAGUUUUAUCGAAUUCAUCUCUUCCAUACUUUGUAACCACCGUUCACGAGAAAGUUGGUGUAGUGGAGGAAUUGAUGAUGGUGAUGAUGAAUGGUGGUGCAAGUUGCAAUGCUGAAUGCCUCGCUUCCCAAGCCUCCCACCUUCUCUAUGACGGACUGAUUCUUCACCUUCUGGACAGCGAUAUAAAUGACACCAUUAUGCCUCACUUGAAACACGAGUUCGGUGAUUUAUACUCAGGCGAUGCAGCCAAUGAAUUCAGGGAAUUGGGUCUCCAGUGUCUCUACAAUCUACUUCGGGCACGUCAACGCACCGCCACGCAGUCUUCACACCUGUCUCGUCUAUUGGAUACUAAAUUCCAAAAGAUCGUUUAUGUGCUGGCCAGUCUGGUGUGUUAUGAUCCCAACUGCGUUUCAACGUCCACUACGAAGGUGUUGGGUGGCAGCGGCGAUGACGACAAUUUUAAAGAUGCAGACGAUGAUGGCUCCCCCGUGGGCAUGGAUUACGAGAAUGACGGAGAAGAUGCCGACGACGACGAGGAGGGGGAUGAGGAAGAAGAUGAUACGAGCUGGAAGGUUCGACGCACCGCAGCCAAAGUGAUGGACGCAUGUGUUCAAGCCUAUCAGGAGAAGUUGGGACACUUUUAUGCCUACUUCGCUCCAGUACUCAUCUCUCGCCUAUCUGAGGAUCGAAAUGAGGCGGCACGACUGGAGGUGUUCAACUGCUUGAACACCAUGGUAAAGGCCACGACUUUGAAGAAUCCUAACAGUUUGAAGAUUCGCCUUCGUCAGCAAAGUUCCCAGUCCAUGCUUCUGCGACUCUUGCCAGGCAUUUUCCAGAGUAUACAGCCCUUCACUUCUGCCUCCUCAUCCAAACGCAGCAGUUCCCGAAUGAGUAGUCCUUGCGUAAAAACGACUCCUGCUUCUCACCAGGCGGUGCUGGCUCUUAUUCGUGCGCUGGCACUCGCGUUGCCCGGCCACCUCACCGACCAAUUGCUUACCAUUGUACAGAUGGUGAAGGGUGAUUUCAGUGAAAACUCGACAACUAACUCGGUGAAGAUCGACCUUCUCAGACUGUUGCAUCUGAUCAUCGAAACGCACGAAUACGAUAGCUAUAAAGAGCUCGCGGACACUCUCAAUGAGAUUGCGUUAACUGCGAUCUCGGAUGCCUUCUAUCGUGUUUGCUACGAGGGUAUGGAUCUGGCGCAAAUCCUCGUCCAACGGAGACCGCUGGAACACGUUGCUUCCAUGGUAUCUUUGUUCCCCGCCCUUUUGAAUCAGCUUAAAGUGGUCAAAUGUGACCUUGAAAUUAAGGAGAAGGCAAUGGUUACUGUCUCGACUUUCAUUGAACAAUUGGGGCAGGAUCUAAGUCCAGAAUGCCUUCAGGAUACGUUGGAUCAGUUUACCAAAUUCUUGGACAUCGAAACAACCCGAAUCCCCGCUAUUCGUUCGCUCUCCGUCAUCUUCGCGAGUCCGCUCAGUAUCAAGACAUGCCCUGUAUCGCGCGAUCUGACGAAAACACUGUUGGAGAUGCUACGAGCGCGCGACUGUCAUCUCCGUGCAGCCGCGACACAUUGUAUUACCGUGAUCUGCUCCCACUUUCCACGCGACUUUAUUCUGAACGAGGAUAAAAAUGUUGCGGCUAUCCUGCCUCUUCUUCCGGACCUUCUUAAUGAUCCCAAUCCUGCUGUAGUGCAAGAGGCCCUUGAAUUAGCCGCCGCUGUGUUGAAACAGUGCUCACGUUGUGAUGUGGUCCAGCAGGCUACGGUGGCCGACUUUUACACGGGAGAGAAAUUUCUGGACCCGGUGAUUGGCCUCACCCAUUCAAGCUCUAUUUCGUCGACUCUGUUGACCGCUCUCCUGCAUCUGAUGCAAAGUAUCGGUAUGUACAGACCCGAAUCUCAUAAGUUGUCUGUGAAGUUUAUGCUGGAAAAAGUGCUCGAACCGUUGGCAGACUAUACCUCCGUGGAGAUGAGUGAGAAUUUCCUACUAAUCAGGGAGGACUUAUCCAUCUUGGCGCGUGUUUGUGCUGAGUUGAUUCUGCAGUUGCCGCGCUACGGGCAGUUGAAUUCGAUUGACUCGACCAUGGAGGAGAUGGUAGCUGAACUGAAGAAAAAGACAACCCCUUACGCGAGACGUUAUCUGUACAUAAUUAUUUUCGGUGACGUUGGCUACAGAAUUGAUAUCAGUCAUCGUGGGGACGUCUUUGACAUUCUCAUGGACCACGUCGUUAUGAACAAGUCUAUUCUCCCCUCUACGGAUCAGCAACCACCUCCCUCAGAUGAGGCCCCGACUUCUUCAUCUCCGCUUCCUUCUUCCACGUCUGCGACAGCAUCAGGCAGUGGUAGCGGCUUUUCAGAGCUGCGACCCCUAGCCGUUGCAAGUUUGGGUCGUUUGAUUGCGGGAGAACCGUCGGUGACGGUCCACGAACUUCUGCAGUUCUUCCAUCAAGAGUAUGAGCAGAAUUUGGUGGUCUUCUACCUCUUACAGACGUUGCGACAGGCUAUCAUAAAUCUCGUUGAAGUCCGGUCCGCGGAAUACAUUUACCGCAAUGUGGAGGAGGUCUGGAAAAUUCUAAUGUCACAUGCAACCCAUCCCGAGGAGGGCACAAGGAAUACGGUGGCUGAAUGCCUCGGCAGGGUUACGCUUCUGCAGCCAGCGGAACUGGUUCCACGGCUACACGCUGAGCUGAAAUCCCCAAACUCCGCCUCCGAUAGUACCAUUCGGUGCACUCUUGUCACGGCCUUCAAGUAUCUUCUCUCCGUCGCCGCUAGCAUAAACUACCCGGACGACGAGAAUGGAAUGGCCUCAGUCUCAGACACCGCCAACAGCACCGACGCCUCCGUUACCACAUUAAAUGAUCGCCAGGAGCUCGUCCAGAUCCUGUUGCAAGACUCCCGAUUCCUCGAUGUCCUCGCGUACAUCCUGGACCGUGACCCAGAUGUUUGCCGCGCCGCGCUGAUCACCUUCAACACAGCGGCUCAUUUCUGGCCCACCCUGAUUCGUCCGUUGUUGAUCGCUCCGAUUGGUCCGAAACAGAAGCCUCUUGUGGAAGAAGUAUAUCGAGGCACGGUGGUGAGACAGGAUCUCAUUCGAGAGGUGCAGAUGGGACCUUUUAAAGUGUACUUCGACGAUGGGGUCGAGUUGAGGAAGACGGCCUACGAGUGCAUGUCAACCCUGCUGGAGAACCACACGGAUCGUCUUUCGAUGAGUACUCUUCUGGAUCCCCUCAUUGAAGGACUGCGGGACAACAAUCACGUGAAACUCGUCGUUUGUCACAUUCUUCGAAGGGUCAUUCAACUUGCUCCUAUUGAUAUUGUUAGAAAAAUGCCAGAGCUGUCCCAGGCGCUGACGGCCAUCCUGCAACUUCAACCAAAAGGCGACCUGGUGAAACGGGAGACAGAGAAGUUGGAGGAAGUGAAGUCUUGUGCUCUCUCAGUCAUUGCCGAUUUUCCAAAAAUCCCCGAUAUGCGCAAAAAUCAAUUCUUUUGCGAGUUGAUAAAGGUCAUUCGAUCCGAAAAGACACUCACCUCCAUGUGGAUGGAAGUGGUGGGUGGUGAGUCGUUCUUGACGAAGGUUUGA
Echinococcus granulosus is the source of this 4593-nucleotide messenger RNA. RefSeq names its product Cullin-associated NEDD8-dissociated protein. The transcript has 28 exons. The coding region runs from base 1 to 4593 and encodes 1530 amino acids. The record is from RefSeq and is a predicted model, not a curated record. Gene Ontology annotation, biological process: protein ubiquitination; SCF complex assembly. Gene Ontology annotation, cellular component: nucleus. Lineage: Eukaryota; Metazoa; Platyhelminthes; Cestoda; Cyclophyllidea; Taeniidae.